Molecule: messenger RNA, 621 nt
Organism: Nycticebus coucang (slow loris)
Lineage: Eukaryota; Metazoa; Chordata; Mammalia; Primates; Lorisidae
Exons: 3
Coding region: 1-621 (206 amino acids)
Source: RefSeq, a predicted model, not a curated record
AUGCCGGGCCCGGCGUGGAGCCAGCCGCCCCGGAGCCGGGUUUGUGAACGCCUCAGGAUUUGUACACAGUGUAGUGACACACGCUCCUAUCGGAUAACCCCACCUCCUCUUCCUGUCUUCCCGCGCGACUCUCUCCGCCGCAACCUUAGGGUGAGACCUGUGCUCGGUCCCCCAAGAGCUGCAGAAAUCAAACGGCUCCUCGGGAGUCCUAACCGGACCCGCCCUCCCCGAUCUGGUCUCUGGGACAGGCAAAGUAACAGGAAGGACGACGAAGGACUCGCUCGCCUCUCACCUCUCCUAACAGUUUGUCUCUGCGGCUUUCUCUGUGUGUGUGUCCGCUGUGAAACUCCACGAUCCGGCCCAGCGCCCUUUACUGAGAAGGGGAGGAGGGCCCUGUCCCCGCCUCUGGAGCACGUGGCGACCCACUUCCCCAGCCUGAACUCCCGCGCUCGUCCACGCCGGGGCGCAGAGCCUCUCCCGCCUUCCCUCUACGGCAAAGUGCUGGUUCCCAGCUCGGCCCUGCCUGCUCCCUACCCUCACCCCUUGGGUUCACCUGAUGCCACUGCCAUGUCUGUCUGCCUAGUCCCCUUCUGGUGUCAGUGGUCCACUUUGGUACCUUGA